This is a messenger RNA of Tricharina praecox, 1291 nucleotides long. RefSeq names its product cellobiohydrolaseII. Lineage: Eukaryota; Fungi; Ascomycota; Pezizomycetes; Pezizales; Pyronemataceae. The record is from RefSeq and is a predicted model, not a curated record. Gene Ontology annotation, molecular function: hydrolase activity, hydrolyzing O-glycosyl compounds. The transcript is spliced from 2 exons. Gene Ontology annotation, biological process: cellulose catabolic process. The coding region runs from base 1 to 1227 and encodes 408 amino acids.
AUGCAGUCGUUCCUUCCCCUCCUAGCGCUCGCGCUCGCCGCAUUCACAUCCGCCGCGCCGGCGCCCGCGGCCUCCUCCGGCUGCAACAGCGCCAACCCGUUCCUGAACCGGGUGCAGUACGCAAACUCGCGGUACGCCUCGCUGCUGGAGACGACUGUGGCGUCGUUCACCACAAAGGGCGACAAGCUCAACGCGGCGCGCGUGCGCACCGUGCAGAAGACGUCGACGUUCAUCUGGAUCGACGACUUCGCGGCCAUCGACGACCUGAAGGGGCACUUCGACGAGGCGGUCCGGGCGCAGAAGAAGCUGGGCUACGGCCAAAAGUUGAUCGUUCCGCUCGUCGUGUACAACCUGCCCGACCGCGACUGCAGCGCAAAGUCGUCUGCGGGCGAGCUUGUCCUCGCAGAGGGCGGCGAGGCGAAGUAUCGCCAGUUCGUGGAUAAGGUCGUCGCCACCAUGAAGCCGUAUCUGUCCAAGCUGGACUUUGCGGUCGUGGUUGAGCCCGACUCCCUCGGCAACUCCGUCACGAAUCUGAGCGUGCCCAAGUGCGCCGGCGCGAAGGACGCGUAUACCCGCGGCGUCGCCUACACCGUCAGCAAGCUGGGCAAGUUCGCGAACGUGGCGCUGUACAUCGACGCGGCGCACUCGAACUGGCUGGGCUGGCCGGGAAACCUCGAGCCCACAGCCAAGCUGAUGGCCGAAGUCGUCAGCAUGGCCAACGGCAACGUCACCAAUCCCGCGAACCCGGCAAAGAUCAGGGGCUUUGCAACCAACGUCUCCAACUACAACGGAUACAACUCCACCACACCAGACCCCAUCUACGGCCCCGGCCCUGACAACCCCAACUGGAGCGAGCUGAAGUACGCGAAGGCGCUGACCCCGUUCCUCGAGGCCGAGGGCCUGCCCGCCCACUUCAUCAUUGACCAGGGCCGCAGCGGCCAGCAGAACAUCCGCGCGCAGGGCGGGCACUGGUGCAACAUCGCUGACUCGGGCUUCGGCAUCCGCCCGACGACGGACACGGGCGACUGCAGCGUCGACUCAGUCGUGUGGGUCAAGCCUGGAGGCGAGAGCGACGGGACUAGCGACGAUACCGCCGUCAGGUACGAUGAGAACUGCAGGAACCCCGACUCGUUCAUUCCCUCCCCCGAGGCGGGCGCCUGGCACAACGAUUUCGUAGAGAUGUUGGUCAAGAACGCGAAUCCGGCGCUGCCACCGACUUGGAAGUAGAAACUUGAAGGAGGGACGGGGAUGUAAGAUAUAGCGUGCGGGGGGGAGGUGGAGAGAACCGAGG